Trifolium pratense (red clover) is the source of this 864-nucleotide messenger RNA. RefSeq lists its product as uncharacterized. NCBI's taxonomy places the organism in Eukaryota, Viridiplantae, Streptophyta, Magnoliopsida, Fabales, Fabaceae. The transcript has a single exon. The record is from RefSeq and is a predicted model, not a curated record. The coding region runs from base 83 to 676 and encodes 197 amino acids.
UCCUACCACCAAGUCUUAUUCUCCUUGAUCUUUUUCAUCAUUCAUAAUAUCUUUCACUUUUUUCAACUCUAUCAUCAAAACCAUGAACAAAGUUGAUAAAUCUCAAGUUAUAGUUCUCUCUUUCCUAGCUUUUCUUCUUGUGAUCACACCCUUUUUACCUUCCUUUCUAAGACCUAGUUACCUUUACUUAAUCUUCAACAUCCUUAUCAUUGCACUUGGAGUCGAAGCCGGACUUCUAUCGGUGUUCUCUGAGCCUUCAGAAGACAAAAAGCAACAUGUUUCUGUGUUUGUUACGCAAAAACAGACACAGAAACAUGUAAUGCUAGAACAAAAAGAGAAAGAAGUAUCUAACAUGAUUAACAAUGCAUGUUUUGUCUCAGAGGAACAAAAUGAAAAGAAGCCUAAGGUUGUUGAAAAAUCUGUAUCUGAGAAGAAGAUUGUAUUUGUUGGUGAUAGUAAACUUGAUAAGGUGAAAAAAUCUCCUUCAAUGCCAAGUAUUUUUUUUAUAGAUGAUGGAGAAGAUGAUUUAGAAGUGAAAUAUAAUGAUGAGGAGGUUAUUGAAGUAGAAGAUGAGAUUUGUGGUGUUAAUGGACAAGAACUUUUUGCAAAAGCUGAAGCUUUUAUUGGAAAUUUCUACAAGCAAUUGAAGAUGCAAAGAGAAGAGUGUUGUGCUUAAUUAGAAAGUAUAUUUAGGAUUAAAUUAAAUUAGCUUUUUAUUAAGAAUAAAUAAUUCUCUAUGUUGUUAAAUUAGGAGCAUUAGCUGUGAGGAUCCAUUGUACAUUAGAGGGUUAUGUUAGUUCUGCUUGCCAAUAUUCAAUUUUCAUUAUCAUCAAAUAAAGUUUAUGUUGAAAGGAUAUUGAAAAA